AUGAGUUUCCAAGCUUUUGUGACAGCUGAUACAUUUGUACCUAUAAAUUCUGAUUCUUCAGCCACGUUCCCCCUUAGGAUGCAUCACGGCACUGCAGAAUAUCUCCCUGUCACCAAUCAUACAACUAACAUGGUCUCUACAGUCUCGUCUGUUUUGUCUUUGGUGCAAAUUCCUAAAUUAUCUCCUACUUACUUCGCUGUGCCUAAUGGGGAAAAUACACCAGCAGGGCUUCACUACCCAAACCCAUCAUGCCACUAUGGAAACCAACAGUCUACCUAUGGAGUGAUGACAGGUAACUUACCGCCCUGCUUAAUGAGUGCCAGCUCCUGCACACUGGGCCAUGGCUUUGCUCCAGUGCAUCAAACCCUCCUGGAAGAUGUUACAACUACAGACUUCAAGCAAGAAUUCAGAAGAAAGAGCAAAGCUAUUGAGGAGCCCAUUGAUAUUGACUCCCCAGAAAUCAGAGAAUUGGAAAAGUUUGCUAAUGAAUUCAAAGUGAGGAGGAUUAAGCUGGGUUACACUCAGACAAAUGUUGGAGAAGCCCUAGCUGCAGUACACGGCUCUGAAUUCAGCCAAACAACCAUCUGCCGCUUCGAAAAUUUGCAGCUGAGUUUCAGGAACGCCUGUAAGUUAAAGUCCAUCUUAUCUAAGUGGCUGGAUGAAGCAGAACAAGUUGGAGCCUUAUACAAUGAAAAGAUUGGAGGGAAUGAACGGAAAAGAAAGCGCAGAACAACAAUAAGCAUUGCUGCAAAAGAAGCUUUGGAGUCCCAUUUUGGAGAACAGAGCAAACCUUCAUCACAAGAGAUCAUGAGGAUGGCUGAAAGUCUCAACCUGGAGAAGGAAGUGGUUCGAGUUUGGUUCUGUAAUCGCAGACAGAGAGAGAAGAGGGUGAAGACCAGCCUGCACCAGAAUACCUUCACCGCCUUUUCUAAAGAUCACCAUGAAUGCAGAUGA
Messenger RNA from Bufo bufo (common toad), 954 nucleotides. It is a transcript of the gene POU1F1, whose product is annotated as POU class 1 homeobox 1. Gene Ontology annotation, molecular function: RNA polymerase II cis-regulatory region sequence-specific DNA binding; DNA-binding transcription factor activity, RNA polymerase II-specific. Bases 1 to 954 code for a protein of 317 amino acids. The transcript is spliced from 6 exons. The record is from RefSeq and is a predicted model, not a curated record. Lineage: Eukaryota; Metazoa; Chordata; Amphibia; Anura; Bufonidae. Gene Ontology annotation, biological process: regulation of transcription by RNA polymerase II.